AAAUAAAGUAAUUAUCUCCUCUUCCAUUUCCUCUUCCUUUCCUCUUCCAAACUUAAUCCAUUUCCUCCUCCCCUUCCUCUUUUACCUCUCCUUUUUUAAACUCAAAAAAUGAAAGUUUCAUUCGUUUUAUUAAUCGUAGCUUUAAUUAUUGCAGUAUGUAGCGCUGCUGUUCAACACAGUGAACCAUCUCAAGGUCAAAUCAAUUAUUGCGUUAUGUGUAAUACCACUGCUCAAUGUGCCCAUGGUACCAACCACACAUGCACUAUGGUUAAUUUAGGUCAAUGUACUUUGAUCACAUCAAAAUGUGAUGGCAACAACAGCACCUUUUACAUUAAAGCUUCACAAAACAAUCAAACUGUUACAACCCAAAACUUUGAUCAAGACUCAAAAUGUAAUAGUGAUGGAAUUCCUUCAAACCAAGUUACCUGUGAAGGUUGUUCCGCUGAUGGUUCCGCUGAAGUACUUUGCUAUGUUCCACAAUCCAGUUCAAGUGAUGCUUCUUCAUUUGUUAUUCCAUCUAUUUUUGUUAUCAUUAUGAUCAUUUUAGCUUCAUUCAUUUAAAUUGUUCAUAUAUUUAUAAAUCCUCCUUCGAAAUAAAUCAAACCUUUAAAAAAAAAUAAAAAGGUUUUUUUCAUAAUAAUAUUAAAUAUUUAAU
Molecule: messenger RNA, 655 nt
Organism: Dictyostelium purpureum
Lineage: Eukaryota; Evosea; Eumycetozoa; Dictyosteliales; Dictyosteliaceae
Exons: 1
Coding region: 109-561 (150 amino acids)
Source: RefSeq, a predicted model, not a curated record